This is a messenger RNA of Bactrocera latifrons, 1407 nucleotides long. RefSeq lists its product as uncharacterized. Bases 785 to 1213 code for a protein of 142 amino acids. Lineage: Eukaryota; Metazoa; Arthropoda; Insecta; Diptera; Tephritidae. The record is from RefSeq and is a predicted model, not a curated record. The transcript is spliced from 4 exons.
GAGGAAGGCAGUAGCGUUUUUGACUGUUCCUGCUAUAAACCGCAAUCGCAAACAUACUGAUUGCACGCACAUGUGUGUCGUCUAUCCCCAUAGUAUAAUAAAACAUUUAAGAACUGACCAAUCUUUUAAAAGUAGAAGUGACAGAUCACAUCACAUUAAUCCUUUCAAAUUUAGAGUCAGGAAAUUUCAAAAUGGUUUCACAAUUUCCUUUAGACCCAAUGCACCUUGUAGAUAUUGGUGAAUGUAAAAAGUUGCUUCAAUUGUUGAUUAAAAAAGGCAAUAUAAACGUAAGCAAAGUUAACGAAAAAAUUACAUUUAUUUCCAAUUUAGUUCCCUCAGAGUUCGGUCGAAUAUGUAGAAGUGUAGAUGAAAUCAGCAAUUGGAAAGCGACAGAGUUUACGCAGUUCUUAUUGUAUAUAGGUAUAUUUGUCCUAAAGGAUUGCAUUGGUGAUGACCAUUACUACCAUUUCCUCUUAUUGCACACAGGUAUAAGGCUACUAUCAUGCAAGAAGUCUUAUAGCACUUAUAGCACUGAAGCUAGUUACAAUAUACAUGGUUUACUCCAUUUAACUGACUGUACCAAGCAAUAUGGUCCUCUAGACAACUUUUCCGCUUACAAGUUUGAAAAUCACAUGCAAUAUUUAAAACAAGUUAUAAAUAAGCCCAAUAAAAUCCUGCAGCAAUUACAUUUAAGGCUAGAAGAAAGAAGAUAUAAUUUAUAAAUAUUUUUCUAUUCUACAUGAGAGCAAGUUUCUUUUAAUUCCGAUUUUACAUCAUCUAUUUCAUGAAUUUUCAAAUUAGAAUUUUUCACUGUAAUUAUUGUAUUGUCCCGAUGGUAUUUUAUUAUAUUAUUAUUAAGUUAUUUAAAAUGAAUUUUGAUGCUGCCAAAGUUUUAUUUCUUAAUGAGAUGGAUUCACCAUCACCAUUUGAUGACACCUAUUUGGAGCAAUGCCCAACAACGUCGACUCCCGUAAAAGAACAAUUGACAUUUAAACGGAAGAAAUUCAAUAUUUCUGGUUGCUACAACUCAGAGGCAAGCUUCUCAAAGCAACAAUUAAACAAUUUGCCUGAGGAUGGAAAUGAGUUKUCUUCCAGAGUUGAAAAUAUGGAAAGGAAGAUGGACAGCUUUUUGAAAAAAAAUAAAAUUCAUAAAAGCGAAGAAAUGGUACAACAAAAAACCGUCCGCGAAUGUAAGGUGCUAAUGUGGUGCUAAGUGGCGAAAAUAUCGACAACACACAAACAGAAAUUGCUUCCACCUAAUACAUACAUAUUUACAUUGAUUUUUCAUUACAUUUUUUAUAGAUUCUCUCAUUACCUGUGGACUUGCGAAUUUCGAGCAACAAAUGCGGAAGUCCAUCGAAAUGAGCCACCAUAGAUUUAAGCAAAAAAAAAUAAAGGAAGCGAAAA